Sapajus apella (tufted capuchin) is the source of this 2018-nucleotide messenger RNA. RefSeq names its product alkB homolog 5, RNA demethylase (gene ALKBH5). The transcript has 3 exons. Gene Ontology annotation, molecular function: oxidative RNA demethylase activity. Gene Ontology annotation, biological process: mRNA export from nucleus; mRNA processing. The record is from RefSeq and is a predicted model, not a curated record. Gene Ontology annotation, cellular component: nucleus. Lineage: Eukaryota; Metazoa; Chordata; Mammalia; Primates; Cebidae. The annotation marks the transcript as partial.
GAACUCCGGUUGUCUGUCUACUCUUCAUGGUCACAUGUUCUGUGUUUCUUUUCAGUGGAUAUGCUGCUGAUGAAAUCACUCACUGCAUACGGCCUCAGGACAUCAAGGAGCGCCGAGCGGUCAUCAUCCUCAGGAAGACGAGAUUAGAUGCACCCCGGUUGGAAACAAAGUCCCUGAGCAGCUCCGUGUUACCACCCAGCUAUGCUUCAGAUCGCCUGUCAGGAAACAACAGGGACCCUGCUCUGAAACCCAAGCGGUCCCACCGCAAGGCAGACCCUGAUGCUGCCCACAGGCCACGGAUCCUGGAGAUGGACAAGGAAGAGAACCGGCGCUCAGUGCUGCUGCCCACACACCGGCGGAGGGGUAGCUUCAGCUCUGAGAACUACUGGCGCAAGUCCUACGAGUCCUCAGAGGACUGCUCCGAGGCGGCAGGCAGCCCUGCCCGAAAGGUGAAGAUGCGGCGGCACUGAGGUCUACCUGCCGCCCUCCUGGGAACUCUGGCUAAUCCUAUGUAGUUGCCCCUCCUUUUGUUUUGAGGGUUUUGUUUUUGUUUUGGGGGGGUUGUUUUAUUUUUUGAUUCUAUAUAUUUUUCCUUGGUUUUGUUGCCUGUUAAGGCUGAAGAAUAGAAUUGGCCAGGACCUAGGUUCUCAUAUUCUUGGUAUUCCUCCUGGAUGGAAAGGCUGUUGGCAUCUGUAGGGGACAGAGGCUGAUGCUAGAGUGGCCAGUAGAGGUGGUGGAGCAGAGCAGCCAUCUUUAAGUGAGGCUGUAUCAGGCUGGGUUUAUUUAAAAGCAUCGAAAUGUUUUGGUUAAGAAAAUUCUUUUGCUUUCAGUGUAAAUCUUCGCAGUGUUCUAAACAAAGUUCAGUCUUCUGCCCGCCCCUUUCCUCCACUGAUGUCUGCACUUGGUUGAGGUCUGGAGCCUUACGGGCUCUACAUUGCGCCUGCUGUUCUCCACUUCUCACCUGCCGUCUACACCCUGCAAGCUCAUGCAAACACCCUUUCUUCCUCCUGCGGCAGAGUUGUUCAGGUUGCCUGGGCAGGGGCUUAAACAGUGCCAGCCCCUGACAUCCCAAAGCUAUUUGUUAAGCCCCCCAGGCUUCCUCCACUCACACCCACUAGCCUGCUCUGUCCACAUUUCCUUGGGCUGCCGAGGGGCUAAUGCAGUGGUCCUGACCUCUCUUGUCAAGAGCACACUUCUUUGCUGGUUGCUCCUUUUGAGCAUAUAUGUGUGAUUAUUUGGAACAGUUAGACUUGCCACGUUGGGUCAGUUUUAGGAAUUGUUUCUAGCUAGAGGGACUGGUGUCCUUCCAAGUCUAGCAUUUGGGGUAUGGAAAAUUGUUGUGGUGUGUGGUAGGGUUUUUGUUUUGUUUUGAGUUCCCCUCCGCCCUUUGGUCUCCUGGCUUCUUCCUUUCCCUUUCCUUCUCCAUUGGCCAGCUUGGGCCUCCUCCUCAUGUCAUCCUUCUAGGAAGGCGCCUGCCUGCUCUGUCCGCCAGCAGCAUGCAUUUAAGGCCAGAGCUCAGGCCUGCAGACUGGGCUGGUGCCUCUUCCGCCUCAGGGCGUGGGAGUUGGUGAAGGGGCUUUCAAAAAACAAUAAUCAGAAAAAACGUAAAGUCUUUGGUAGUUUUUACCCACUCAGAUCCUGGAAGGCAGCAAGGUUUUGUGGAUCUAGAUUCAUUAGGAAUGUCUUCUUGUCAGCCAGGCCAGGACCCGGGCUUGCCAAGAGCAGAGGCCCUCCCAGCAGCCAGGCUACCACCACUUUGGGGCUUUGUGUACAGAGGUCCGGGCCUGAGACCUCAUAGGCUGCAGAAAUCUGGGGCAGCCACCAUCAAGAAGCCCCUCUCAGGGGCCAGAACUCCUUUGCCAGCGUGGAUUUCUCAAGUCGGGACUGCAUAAUUAAAGCAGUUGCAGUUUUAUUUUUUUUACAGCUUUUUUCCCAAAAAUGAUUUGUAGUCGUGUGUGCAGCACUUUGCCCUGAUAUGUGUGCUCUACAAUAAAAACCAAAUCUAAUAUAUUUUGAAA